Lepus europaeus (European hare) is the source of this 8324-nucleotide messenger RNA. It is a transcript of the gene MAP4K5, whose product is annotated as mitogen-activated protein kinase kinase kinase kinase 5. Gene Ontology annotation, biological process: protein phosphorylation. NCBI's taxonomy places the organism in Eukaryota, Metazoa, Chordata, Mammalia, Lagomorpha, Leporidae. Gene Ontology annotation, molecular function: ATP binding; MAP kinase kinase kinase kinase activity. The transcript has 31 exons. The record is from RefSeq and is a predicted model, not a curated record. Bases 100 to 2691 code for a protein of 863 amino acids.
GCGGAGGCUCCAUGUUGGGAAGCGGCGGCGCUCGCCCUCGUUAGCGGGAAUCCGGGCGCGCCGCGGGCAGAGCCGGCGGGAGCCGGGCCCGGAGCGAAGAUGGAGGCCCCGCUGCGGCCUGCCGCGGACAUCCUGAGGCGAAACCCGCAGCAGGACUACGAGCUCGUGCAGAGAGUCGGCAGCGGCACGUACGGGGACGUCUACAAGGCCAGAAAUGUACAUACAGGAGAGUUGGCUGCGGUAAAAAUCAUCAAACUGGAGCCUGGAGAUGAUUUUUCUUUGAUUCAACAAGAAAUAUUUAUGGUUAAAGAAUGUAAACAUUGUAACAUCGUUGCCUACUUUGGGAGCUAUCUCAGUCGGGAAAAACUGUGGAUUUGCAUGGAGUACUGCGGAGGCGGAUCACUUCAAGAUAUUUAUCAUGUUACUGGACCAUUGUCAGAAUUACAGAUAGCCUAUGUGUGCAGAGAAACCUUACAGGGUCUUGCUUAUUUGCAUACCAAAGGCAAGAUGCAUAGAGAUAUCAAAGGUGCAAAUAUUCUGUUGACAGACCAUGGUGAUGUAAAAUUAGCUGACUUUGGUGUGGCUGCAAAAAUAACAGCAACCAUUGCAAAGAGAAAAUCUUUCAUUGGCACCCCUUAUUGGAUGGCCCCGGAAGUUGCAGCAGUGGAGAAGAAUGGUGGCUACAACCAGCUCUGUGAUAUCUGGGCAGUGGGAAUAACAGCAAUUGAACUGGGGGAACUUCAACCACCUAUGUUUGAUCUUCAUCCAAUGAGGGCUCUCUUCUUAAUGUCAAAGAGCAAUUUUCAGCCACCAAAACUAAAGGACAAAACAAAAUGGUCAUCAGCUUUCCAUAAUUUUGUCAAAAUAGCACUAACCAAAAACCCAAAAAAAAGACCAACUGCUGAAAGACUUCUGACACAUACGUUUGUCGGACAGCCAGGUCUCUCUAGGGCAUUAGCAGUUGAACUGUUGGAUAAAGUGAACAAUCCAGACAACCAUGCACAUUAUACUGAAGGAGAUGAUGAUGACUUUGAGCCCCAUGCAAUCAUUCGUCAUACCAUUAGAUCUACAAACAGGAAUGCCAGAGCUGAACGGACAGCUUCAGAAAUAAAUUUUGAUAAGUUACAAUUUGAACCUCCUCUGCGGAAAGAAACAGAAGCACGCGAUGAAAUGGGAGUGUCGUCAGACCCAAAUUUUAUAUUAAAGUGGAAUCCUUUUGUUGAUGGUGCAAAUACUGGCAAAUCAACCUCAAAACGGGCAGUACCACCCCCUCUGCCUCCGAAGCCAAGGAUAAACAGUUACCCUGAAGACAACCUCCCAGAUGAAGAAAGGUCAUCAACCGUAAAACGUUGUCCUGAUUCAGAGAACAGAGCUCCUCAGGUUCUCCGAAGGCAGAGCAGCCCCAGCUGUGGUCCUGUAGAGACUUCUUCUAUUGGUAUGGCUGGCAGUGGCAGCAGCCCUGGCGUGCACACAGCUAGAUACUGUGACCUGGGAAAUGGUGAUGGUAUCUCAAAGCUGAUGAGUGAAAAUACCGAAGGGUCAGCACAAGCACCGCAGUUACCACGGAAGAAAGACAAGCGAGACUUCCCUAAACCAGCCAUCAAUGGUCUUCCACCUACCCCGAAAGUACUGAUGGGAGCAUGUUUUUCAAAAGUUUUUGAUGGCUGCCCUUUGAAAAUUAAUUGUGCGACAUCCUGGAUACAUCCUGACACAAAAGAUCAGUACAUUAUUUUUGGAACUGAAGAUGGCAUUUACACAUUGAAUCUCAAUGAGCUGCAUGAGGCAACUAUGGAACAGUUAUUUCCACGGAAGUGUACCUGGCUAUAUGUUAUCAAUAAUACUUUAAUGUCAUUAUCAGGAAAAACCUUUCAGCUCUACUCUCAUAAUCUUAUAGCUCUGUUUGAACAAGCCAAAAAACCAGGAUUAGCUGCCCAUAUUCAGACUCAUAGGUUUCCAGACCGCAUACUGCCAAGAAAGUUUGCUUUAACAACAAAGAUUCCUGAUACAAAAGGCUGCCACAAAUGUUGCAUAGUCAGAAAUCCAUACACGGGACAUAAAUACCUCUGUGGAGCUUUACAGUCUGGAAUUGUUCUACUUCAGUGGUAUGAGCCAAUGCAGAAAUUCAUGUUGAUAAAGCACUUUGAUUUUCCUUUGCCAAGUCCUUUGAACGUUUUUGAAAUGCUGGUCAUCCCAGAACAAGAAUAUCCUAUGGUCUGUGUAGCUAUUAGCAAGGGCACCGAAUCAAAUCAGGUAGUUCAGUUUGAGACAAUCAAUUUGAAUUCUACAUCUUCGUGGUUUACAGAAAUCGGCACAGGCAGCCAGCAGUUAGACUCUAUUCAUGUAACACAGCUGGAGAGAGACACAGUUCUGGUGUGUUUAGACAAAUUUGUAAAAAUUGUAAACCUACAAGGAAGAUUAAAAUCAAGUAAGAAAUUGGCCUCUGAGCUGAGUUUUGAUUUCCGCAUUGAAUCUGUAGUGUGCCUUCAAGACAGUGUGCUGGCUUUCUGGAAGCAUGGGAUGCAGGGUAAAAGCUUCAAGUCAGAUGAGGUCACCCAGGAGAUUUCAGAUGAAACAAGAGUGUUCCGUUUAUUAGGAUCAGACAGGGUUGUCGUUUUGGAAAGUAGGCCAACAGAAAAUCCUACUGCACACAGCAAUCUCUACAUCUUAGCAGGACACGAAAACAGUUACUAAGCAACAGAAACGAAUAUCAAAUGACAGGAAAAAGAAUAUAAUCCAUUGAAAGCAAAAGACAUUUUAAGGAAAUUCAGUGCUAACUUCACUAUGAUUUGCUUUAACUGUCAUGGGUUAUAUUUCAAAUUAUCUAUAUUUUAGGGUAGAAUUCAGUAUUUUCUGUAGCUGGAAACAGCUAGUCUUAUCUCUUGCCACUGUGUGGUGGUUUUAUCAAGUUUGCUUAAUAAAAGCUAUGAGACAAAUAGUCCUCAAGUUCCAAGAAACACAGUUGUUUUUUAAAAAAUAAUGUUUGUAACAAGGGUGCCAUGGAAUUUUUAGAUAACUCAUGUGAUUAUCUUCAGAGGGAUAAGUUUAGUGACAUUUUAUCAUUUUAUACUAUGUCUUAUUCCUUCUUUAACAUAAUUUUAUAAAGAAUUUAUCAAACAAGCCUUUUACUUUUACAUCGGCCAUUCUGUAUGUUUUUGUAAAAUAGAAUAUUUAAUCCUUAUUUAUUAAUCUCUUGCUGGAGUGGUGUAAUGUAUCUAACUUUUAGCAAAGGAAGGUUGCAGAGCAGCUUAAGUUUUUUUAUGAUGUAUAAAAUUUUGUUUACUUUUUAAGGGUAGUACUUGGAGGGCUUAAGGUGUGUGUUUUGGGGUUCAACACAUAUAUGCAAUUUCAUUUAACAAAAAUAUUUUGUAAUACAAUUUCAUGCAGAAUUGCCUUAAAAUGGAGUUUUGUUUUUUCAACUACAAAUAGUUGUAUGGCAUCAUAUAGAAGAUAGUGAUGAGGAAAUAUACUUGGAAGGGAUAUAUAUGUCUUGGUGUGACUACCACGUGUAUGGAUUCCUGACAAGCAUAUAAUCUACCUGUGAUUUUUUUUUUAUGUUAGGGAUAAUGCAUAAGAAAUUAAUCUUCAUAUAUAUUAUCAUCCCUAAUGAAGGGGGGGAAGUAUUUAACUACCCAUGGUAUGUAUUUUACUUUUACUAUGCCAGAGGGGAAACAAAGCAAGUACACAUGUAAUCUGGGGGUUUUCACAUACUUCGGUAUUCAUUUUGAGUAGAUUUAAGAAAAAAAUAAUAUUUAAAUAAAACUGAAUUCCUGAUGGGAUAGUAUAAACAAUUAUUGUAAAAACCAGUAUUCUAAAGAUAAGGAUGCAGCCAUUUUUGAGGGUUUUUUUUUUUCUUUUGCUAUUGUUAGUAUUCAAAGUUAAAAUGUUAAAUUCUUCCUGUUAUCUUAAUGCAUUUAUGGAGAACAGCACUGAGAUGGACAAGGGUUACCAAUAGCAAAUAAUAGAAAUUUUCUGACCAGUUACUUAAGAGAAAAACAGUAUGACUAUCUCAUUUGAUCUUUAGCAGUUCUGUCAAUUAAGUAUUAUCAUCUCCAUUUUUCAGCUGAGGAAAUGAGGGUUUAGCAAGUUAAGAGACUUACCCACCUCACACAGCAAGUUAGUGGUUGAGCCAGACCAUGAGUCUUCUGACUCUGUUCUUUUCACUAUGCAAUAUGCAAACAAUAAAAUGUUAUGCCAACAAAAAAAUAAAGCAUCUGUUCUUUAAUGCACACAUGAUACGAAAAUGUGACUACUUGGGGGUGUGUUAAUAGAUUGGACAGAAGGAUCAGACAGAUGGCAGGGGCCGUUCUCAGAACCAGAGAUCAUUUACAUGGUGGAUACAGAAACCAGCAUCUUCCUCCUUUCACUGAAUCCUGACAGGCAUCCCAGCAGAACACUUGAAGAGUCUUCGUGAAACCUGGCCAGUACCAAUGAAAAGACCUCAACAAGAUCUUGACGUCAGAGGCAUCCUGGCUACCCAGGUAGAUGCCACAGUGGAAAUUUCCACAGUGGAAAUCUUAGCAUGCACACCACCCCACGCUGCCAGAGUUUUCAGUCUUUCGGUCCUGUGCUGUGACAAAAUGAGUGAACAACCAAGAGUUACAAGAAACCUGAGGAAAAUCUCUACUUGAAAAGGAGAAAAUAAAUGAAGACAGUAAGGAAAUUUCAGAAGAAAGAGAUUGCAAACAUGAAUUAAGAGCAGAAUACCUCACAAAGAGCUUUCUGGAAGAAAAAAAAAAAGAACUCUUGGAAAAUAACAAUUCAACAAGAAGGCUUAGAAUGUAAAGUUGAGGAAAUUUCUCAGAACAUAAGGAAAAUAAGUGAAAUCUAUGAAGAAAUAAAUGAAAAUAUUGAGGAAAAUCAGUGACGAAAACAGCCCAGGAGGUCCAAUAACUAAUUUCCCAGAGUAGCAAAAAAAAAAAAGAAAAGAAAAAAGAAAACACAUGUUGGGGCUGGCUGGGACUGGCAUUGUAGCACAGUAGGUAAAGCUGCCACCUGCAAUGCUGGCAUCCCAUAUGGGCCCCCCUUCAAGUCCAAGCUGCCCACUUCUGAUUCAUCUCUUUGCUAAUGUUUGGAGAAAGGCAAUGGAAGAUGGCCUAAGUUUUUGGGUCUCAGCACCCAAGUGGGAAACCCAGAUGAAGCUCCUGGCUAAAGCCUGGCUCAGCCCUGGCAGUUGGGAUCAGCUGGGGAGUGAACCAGCAGAUGGAAGUGCUCAUUGUUUCUUUAUGAGCUCUGACUUUCAAAUAAAUAAACCUUUAAGAAAAAAAAGGCAUUAAGUAUUUCAGGAUAUUUUUCCUGUACUGAAGAACACCAGAUUCUAUAUUGAAUGAGCACAAUGAAAAAGACCUACUAAAACAGGAUACUGGAGUCAACUUUUCAGAGACACGCAAGUCAUAUACUAAUGAGAAUUGCUUCAGAUAUCAGCAGAAGCAGUGUCUUCAAAUUCUGAAAGAAGUCUCCAGCCUGAAAUUCACCCCCCGUGUUCCUUUUCUCAUGAAGCUGCUAGAGAAUGUGCUUCAUAAGAGGGCACCAGCCAAGCAAAAUAAAGAUGUAGCAUGUGGAAAAUGGGAUUCAACACAAAUGGCUGUUGGAGCCAUUUGGAAAGAGAAAUAAAAGCAGCCCCAGGUGAUGGUCAUGCAGUUUCACACUGCAUCGGGCAUAGAGAAUAAAAGCAGAAACCCUGGAGAUACUUUCUCAAAACGAUUAACAAUAUCUGCUGCAUCUCAGAUCUUAAGAUUUAGACAUCCAGUAGUGUGAGAGGUUCCUCCUAAAAGAAAUCCCGAGACAAGAGCAGGGGUAAGACAGCUUGUCUUAGCCCAGAAAAUAAGAGUGAGGGAACUGUGAUACAGAGGUGGAGAGGUGGGAAAAGCCAUGGGAACUUGAUUCCACCUGAAAACAGUAAUGGAAAGUCCCAUGAGUCUUGACUAUUACCUCAUGCUUUACCCAAAAAUAAAUAGAUGGAUUGUAAAUAAUCUUAACUAUAAAACUAUAACACUUUAGAAAGAAAACAUUGGGUGGACGUUUGGCCUGGUGAUAUGAUGCAGGUUGGAUUUGCUGAGUGAAUGGGUUUGAGUCCCAGAUCCACUCCCAGUUUUAGCUUCCUGUUAAUGCAGACCUUGGAACACAGCAAGUGAUGAUUAUAGUUUGGUCCCUGCAACCCACAUUGGAGACUUAGAUUGCGUUCAGGGUGCUGGCCUCAACCUGAUCAAGCCAUGGCUGCUGUAAGCAUUUGGACAAUGAGCCAGAAGUUGGGAGUGCUCUCUCAAAUAAAUGAUAGUUUUAAUUUUAAAUAGAAAAUAUCUUUAUGAACUUGAGAUGCGCAAAGAUUUCUUAGAAUGUUGACUAGAAGUAGUUGGUAGGAUGGACUUUAUUAAAAUUAAGAUCCUCAUCUAAGACAACUUUAUAAGCAUGAAAAGACAAGCAAACCAAAGACUAGGAAAAGAGACACAUCAUGUAUACCCACAAAAGACAUACUAGAGGAUACGAAGAACUUAAAAAGGCAGACAACCCAACAAAAAAUGGGCAAAUCCUUUUGAGCAGAGACUCCACAAAAGGUCACAUUGAGAUAGUAAGUCUGUUAAAAUGGAUUUGACUUAAUUGGUUAUCAAAGAAAGAACAGCACCACUACAAAAUAAAACCAUGAUACAGUACCAUUAUACGACCACAAUGGCUAAGAUAGAAGAAAAAAAUAUUGGUGAAACUGGGGCACUCCCACAUUGCUACUGGGAUAUGGUGUACCCACUUUGGAAAGCAGGUCACGGGUGGUUUUUUUUUUUUUUUUUUUUUUUCGUUUUUUUUGUUUGUUUUUUCUUAACAGGCAAAGUGGACAGAGACAGACAGAAAGGUCUUCCUUUGCCAUUGGUUCACCCUCCAAUGACCGCCACGGCCGGCGCACUGCGCUGAUCCGAAGGCAGGAGCCAGGUGCUUCUCCUGGUCUCCCAUGGAGUACAGAGCCCAAGCACUUGGGCCAUCCUCCACUGCCCUCCCGGGCCACAGCAGAGAGCUGGCCUGGAAGAGAGGCAACCGGAACAGAAUCCAGCACCCGACCGGGACUAGAACCUGGUGUGCCGGCGCCACAAGGCAGAGGAUUAGCCUGUUGAGCCACAGCACCGGCCCGGGUUUCUUAAAAUGUUAAACAUAUGACCCAUUAAUUUACCCUACCUAAGAGAAAACAUGUCCACCCAAAACUUGUAUUCAGAUGUACUUAGCAGCAGCAUUCACAACAGCCAGAAAGUGGAAGUAACCCAAGUACCCGUGAACAGGUAAAUGGAUAAAGAAAAUGUGGUAUGGCCACACGAUGGAACACUAUUCAGCAAUAAAAAGGAACAAAGUAUGUGCUACAAUGGCUGCACCUCUAACAUACUAAGUGGAAGAAACCAGUAACAAAAGGUCACAUACCAUUUAUAUGAAAUAUCCAGAAUAGGAAAAAUAUAUUCUGUAUAGAAAAAGUAUAUUAGCAGUUUGCAUGGAGCAGAGGUUGAGAAUGGGGAGUGACCUCAAAUAGGCAUGAGAUUUCUUUUUGAGAUGAUGGAAAUAUUAUAAAUUAGAUUGUGACAGUAGUUGCACAACUCAAGCUUGCUAAAAAAUCAUUGAUAAUGUAAACUGACUGUUUUAUGGUAUGUAAAAUAUACUUUGAUAAAGCUGUUUAAACAUUCAAGAGGGCAGUUAACACUGGAGAAGAUGUCAAUUUCAUUAGAUACCAGAGAAAUACAGAUUUAAAAAAUAAAUAAAUAAAUAAAACCACAGUGUAAUACAAUCCACCAGAAUAGCUAAAAUGAAAAGAGUAUGAAGGGAUGAAGAUAAAAAGCAACCAGAAUGCUUACUCUGUUGGUAGGAGCAGCAACUGUACAAUCACAUUGAAAAACAAACUGAACAUAUUCUUGAUUUCCCAAAAAUUCUGAUGCCAGAUCUACAGCCAAAAGACGUGUUCCCAAAAGUCCAGUACACACAACUGUUCAUUGGCUUUCAUAGGUGCCAAAGUCUGGAAACAAUCUGAACAGCCAUACGACUAGGAAAAAUAAACUGUGGAAAUCACAACUCCGUGCUUCAUCAGAGAGGACAAAGUACCCACCACAACAGAGGUUUCAAUCCAGAACAUUAUGGUGUCCCAUCUAAGACUCCAGACACGCGCUAUAUGUUGUGUAGUUUCAUUUAUAUGAAGUUCAAGAGUAGACAAACGGAUGGUGUUAGGGAAAUGGUUAUCUGAGGAGCAGUGCGGGAAUAAUGGUGGAGAUGGGGGAUGUAUGUAUGGGGAUGCUUUUGAGGUACUGGAGAUGGUCUAUUCCUUUGUGCAUUGUGAUGGAAGACGUGCACUCCUGAUGUAUGCA